This is a messenger RNA of Anguilla anguilla (European eel), 2921 nucleotides long. It is a transcript of the gene mylipa, whose product is annotated as myosin regulatory light chain interacting protein a. The transcript is spliced from 7 exons. Gene Ontology annotation, biological process: ubiquitin-dependent protein catabolic process. Gene Ontology annotation, molecular function: ubiquitin-protein transferase activity. The record is from RefSeq and is a predicted model, not a curated record. Gene Ontology annotation, cellular component: cytoskeleton. NCBI's taxonomy places the organism in Eukaryota, Metazoa, Chordata, Actinopteri, Anguilliformes, Anguillidae. Bases 168 to 1583 code for a protein of 471 amino acids.
UUGCCUACUAGUUCAUUGAUACACAGCUGGGAGACAGUUAACACCGGACAGAGAGGAAGGUUGAGGAAGUGAAUGAGGGCUUGAUGUAGGGAUUCAAAGGGGAAAGAGAAAGAUUAUCUUGUUAUUUUCCAAAAAGGAAGGUCAGACCAAAGAUAUUGCAAGCCAAAAUGCUUUGCCAUGUUACACGACCGGAUUCGGUGGUGAUGGAGGUGGAGGUUGAUACGAAGGCAAACGGCGAAGACUGUCUGAAUAAGGUUUGUAGGAAGUUGGGAAUAAUAGAAGUGGAUUACUUUGGGCUACAGUACUCUGGCAGCAAAGGAGAGAACUUAUGGCUGAAUUUGAGAAACAGGAUCUCCCAGCAGAUGGACAGCCUGACUCCAUGCAGACUGAGGCUGCGAGUCAAGUUUUUCGUUGAGCCUCACCUCAUACUCCAGGAGCAGACGAGGCACCUGUUCUUCACGCACGUCAAGGAGGACCUCCACUGUGGCCACCUGCACAUGGGCUCCGAGCAGGCCGAGGAGCUGAGCGCGCUGCUCGCCCAGGCCGAGUUCGGGGACUACAACCAGAACACAGCCAAGUACUGGUACACGGAGCUGUGCGGGACGGAGCCCAGCCCCGCCACCGUCAACAGCAUCAUCUCGAAACACAAGGAGCUGGAGGGGCUGAGCCAGGCCUCAGUGGAGUACCAGGCCCUGCAGCUGGUGUCCUCCCUGGAGCACUACGGCGUGGAGUGGCACUGGACCCGAGACUCCGAGGGCCAGCGGCUGGCGGUCGGCGUGGGGCCCGAGGGCAUCGCCAUCUGCAAGCAGGACUUCACCCUGGUGAACAGGAUUUCGUAUCCAAUUAUACAAAUAGCAACCCAAUCGGGAAAGAGUGUGUACCUGACCAUCACAAAGGAAACCGGAGACAGCGUGGUGCUGUUCUUCAAGCUGAUCAGCACCCGAGCAGCCAGCGGACUGUACCGGGCGAUCACGGAGACGCACGCCUUCUACAGGUGUGACACGGUGACGAACGCGGUCAUGAUGCAGUACAGCCGCGACUUCAAGGGCCACCUGGCCUCGCUGUUCCUCAACGAGAACAUCAACCUGGGCAAGAAGUACGUCUUCGACAUCCGCCGCACGUCCAAGGAGGUGUACGACCACGCCCGGCGGGCGCUCUACAACGCGGGCGUGGUGGACCUGAUGACGCGCGCGGGCGAACGCUCGCCCUCGCGCUCGCCCCUCCGGGCGUCGGACGGGCGGCAGGACUGCGGCAGCUGCCGGCAGAGCCUCGCCCUGCAGGAGAAGCUGCAGAAGCUGCGGGAGGCGCUCCUCUGCGUGCUGUGCUGCGAGGAGGAGAUCGACUCCGCCUUCUGCCCCUGCGGUCACAUGGUCUGCUGCCGGACCUGCGCCGCCCAGCUACAGUUGUGCCCCGUGUGCCGGUCGGAGGUGGAGCACGUGCAGCACGUCUACCUGCCCACCUGCGCCAGCCUGCUGAGCCUAACGGUGACGGACAGCGCCCCCUCGCCCAUCCACCGGCCCACGGCCCCCAGCAACUGCCACACCAAGGACUACCCCGCCAAUGAGAAGAUGUGUCAGACGUAAAGGAUAUAUCCGUCUUCGUUCGUCCGUCCGUCCGUCCGUCCGCGUUCCGUGUCGCUUACUUGCUACUCCGAUAGGAAUUUCGAUCCGUCGUUGCGAAAUUCUUUUUAAAAAGCCAAUGAGUAUGUGUUUUCUUUCUUUUUUUUAUUUAAUUUCAGUAUACCAGUAAUUUUUUAAAUAUAUAUAUAUAUAUAAACGUAUCAGUUGACCUGGUGAGCAUUAGCAGUAGGGAUUCGUUUGUGUGUUUGUCGUUGUUUUCCCUCCAUAUUUUUCUGCAUAACUAUUUUUGGCACGAAGCCUGAAACUUUUGUACGGGGAGGAAAACGAUGCUGUAUUUUAUUACGUAAAAACCCAUAUUCAUACUCCUUUACUCAUUUCACAUUUUUAGCUUUCUUUUAAUCGUGUUUUCUCAUCCCAAACUCAUUUACAGUUUAACAUGGAACAUGGUAUGUUCUUUUAAUUGUAUGUGUGUUGGUUUUUCGCCAAUGAUAAGGUAUUUUUUGGGCAAGAGAGCACAAACAUGGUCUAGCACUAAAUCACGAAAAGAUGAGGGAUGUGUCAUUAUUUCUGUGGCGGCUGUUUGCUCACACGCAGAUCUGAGCAUUCUGGAAAUGUCUCCAACUCUCCAAAGGCGUAAAUGGCUGACAGACACUCCCACCAGCUGACAAAAAUAACCCAUAAUGCAUGAAUAAACUUUCUUCAGCAAGUCAGAGGUUUCUCUAUGAGUUGGCUUCAGUAUCUGGUAGAGGGGUGAAAGCUUGAAAUGGUCUGAGAGGCUGUUGUACUUUUUGAUCAUAUACAUAAGUCUUUGUAUGUACAUAAUUACCCUAAUUUGGACAAUUAGUGAUUAGACCUUAAUGCCCCACCUAUCAGUUUGUGCUUUUUAAGCCACUUUUACUUUAAUGAGGUCAGCUAGUGUGUUCUUUAAGAGUACUAGACGAUCUGCCAGUGCAAUAUUAGCUUUUGUGGAAAGCAAGAGUUUUGGGUGGGUAGGAAAAAUAUAUUUAAGAAAUCAACACUGUCACUUUACCACAAAGGUUCCCAAGUGUAUUAUCCAUAGGGUUUGCCUUAAUGUAGCAACACAAUGUGUUCUGUAUGCAUUCUUGUUCUUUGCACAGCUAUUUGUCUAAAAAAGUAAAAUAAUAGGAUUUUUUAAUGACAAGUUUCAGCACUGUUACUGCAGGGGAUGUUUUUUUCCUAUUUGUAUAACUAGGCAACUAGGGUUUUUUCUGUUGAAAGCGAAACCUAUGCUCUGUAAAUGUAGAAAUAACUUAAGAUAUUUUAUAUUUCUUUGACAGAAGAACGUAUCAAUAAAGGUUGUUUUUUUUAAAUAAAAACAAA